Messenger RNA from Cherax quadricarinatus, 1005 nucleotides. RefSeq names its product low density lipoprotein receptor adapter protein 1. The record is from RefSeq and is a predicted model, not a curated record. NCBI's taxonomy places the organism in Eukaryota, Metazoa, Arthropoda, Malacostraca, Decapoda, Parastacidae.
UUAGUGGUAGUGGUGGUGGUGGUGGUGGUAGAGUGCGGGAGUCAGUGUGUUGUCGAGUGUGGUUCAGUGAGGAACUUAGUGUAGCAGCACCCCGACGCUCUCUCCACACCUGCUAGUCAUGAGACACCUGCCUCACCCUCCCACCUCAGCUCCCCAGUUACCGCCCAAGAUGAACGGCAGUAAGGCUCCAUCAGCGCCUCCAGCAGAGGAGAUCACUAAAGAAAUCCGCAAACUGAGCUUCGAUGACAAACAAGCGAGUAACAAAGAAAACAGACAACAGGUGGAGCAGCAGCAGCAGCAGCAGCAGGUGGAACAGUCGUCCUCAGCUCAGUCGCUUCCUCAGGAGUUCGUCGUCAAGUACCUGGGACGUCGCGACGCUGGAGGUCUCUGGGGUAUCAAGCACACGAGGCUACCUGUGGACGAGAUGGUAGGUCGAGCCAAGGAGAUGAAGGCUGGAGAGACGCUGCCCUUCCUCAAGCUGACGGUGAGUGAGAAGGGCGUCACCAUCACAGAGAUGCCACAGAACGUUAACAAGGACUUUCAUGGAGGCUUCUACAACAUUGAUGUCAUCAGCUACGGUGUACAGGACUUGGUGUACACCCGAGUGUUCGCCAUGAUCGUGGUGAGGGAAGAGUCAGGGAACAUCAACACUCAUCAUCCCUUCCAGUGUCACGCCUUCGUCUGUGACUCCAGACACAACGCUCGCAGACUCACCUUCGCCCUUGCUCAAGCCUUCCAGCAGUUCUCCAAGGAGGUUAAGGGCACCAAGGCUGUUAAGAAACCCAAGAAGUUCGCUAUCGACCUCCGCUCUCCGGAGGAGAUCGAGGUCGACCUCAAGGAAGCAGACUCUGAGGCCUAGGAGGACGAGUACCAGCUGCCCAGGAAGACGAGUACCAGCUGCCCAGGAAGACGAGUACCAGCUGCCCAGGAAGACGAGUACCAGCUGCCCAGGAAGACGAGUACCAGUUGCCCAGGAAACUGAAGAGAAAUAUUAAAACAGAAGAG